CACAGCUUUCUCUCUGACAGUAAGGACUCUCCGCUCCACGCGAUGGACGCUGACGUUGUCGAAGUGAUCGGACGUUUCGGGAUUUAUCACGGACUCCUUCUCGCAUUAGCAUGCAUCCGAGCCUUCCCCGCCGCGUGGACGAACAUGAUGUCGCCGCUGAUGGCGGCCGAUGUCGCUCAUUGGUGCGCCGCUCCCGACGGUUCGCUCAACGAGACAUGGUGGAAGGAAAACGGAAUCCCCAGAGGGCCAUCGGGUGAUCUCGAGGAAUGCAGCAUGUUUCGGUGGACCCUGGAUGGAGGAAUCGAGCGGAACUCGACCUCGGAAUGCACCAACGGCUGGGUGUACGAUAAGAGCAAAUUCGGAGAAACAGUGACUUCAGAGUGGAAUCUCGUCUGUGGUGAUGCCUGGAAACGGUCGCUGAUGCAGAGUAUAAUAAUGGCCGGCGCGUUCGCCGGCGUUCUAACGUUCGGCAAACUGUCCGACACUUUCGGAAGGAAGAGAGCUUUCCACCUCGGCUUGCUUCUUCUGAUAAUAUCGGGUAUAGCUGCGACAUUCUCCGGGAGUUUCAUGAUUUUCAACGCUCUCCGCUUCAUUCAAGCGACGUGCGCUACCGGCGUGACCACCGCGCUGGUGACUAUGUUCAUAGAGAUCAUGCCGGGAAAGGACCGAAUCUACAUGAAUGUCGGUUUCGGAAUGGGUUAUGCGGUGCCCGUAUUGUUCAUCCCUGUGCUCUCGUACUACCUCCUGAAUUUCCGGUACAUGCAACUAGCGAUCGGUCUGUCUGGCUUUUUGCUCGUUCCAUUUGUGCCUUUUGUGUACGAAUCACCCAAAUGGCUGCUCGCCAAGCAACGCGUGAAUUCCGCUGAGACAGUCAUAACUCGAAUUAUCGACAUGAACAAGCGACCGAUGCCGAACAUGGACUCCGUCAUGGUUCGAUUGGCACGACUUGCUGAGAGUGAGAGCGCGCAACGAAGUAAAGACCUGGGUUUUGUCGAUUUCCUCAGAGUACCGAUAUUGAGGCGGACCGCGACGCUCCUCGCUGUCAUGUGGUGCACGAAUUCCCUCAGGUCAUACUAUUUAGCACUAAACGCACACCGACUGCCGGGAAACCCGCACGUAAAUUUCGCUAUUUCGACGUUUUCCGAAUUUCCCGCCGGCAUCGUAGGGAUGUAUCUGCUCCGUAAGUGUCCCCGGAGAGUUACGCAAGCCGCCAGCACGAUUCUGGCUGGCGCACUUUUCGCGAUGGUUUUCCUUGCCCGUGACAGCAGUGAGCUUCUUAAAGUGUGGGGAAGUAUGGUCGUUCGAGUUUUCAUGACCUUGUUCAACUACAUUCAAUGGGUUCAAGUCCAUGAAGUAUAUCCGACCGCAGCGAGAGGUGCGGGUUUCGCAUUGGCGAUGAUGGCUUCGCGGGUAGGGGCGGGGCUAGCUCCCUUCUUGAAGGAUCUUGGAGAUUUGACUGAUCGUAACGUCCCUCUCAUUCUGUUUUUGGUUUGUUCGACGCUUGAUCUAUGCUUAGUAUACCUCCUACCGGAAACUUUGAAUAAACGAUUGCCUGAUACGAUUGAAGAUGCAGAGAAUUUGCUCAAACAGACCCGAGAUCCGAGGGUCAGAGUUCCUACCGAAGAUCACAACGAGAUGCUCGCGACUGGUGAUGUGAAAAAAAUCGAUGGAUAA
Galendromus occidentalis (western predatory mite) is the source of this 1674-nucleotide messenger RNA. Its product is annotated as organic cation transporter protein. The transcript is spliced from 2 exons. Gene Ontology annotation, molecular function: transmembrane transporter activity. Gene Ontology annotation, biological process: transmembrane transport. The record is from RefSeq and is a predicted model, not a curated record. Bases 43 to 1674 code for a protein of 543 amino acids. NCBI's taxonomy places the organism in Eukaryota, Metazoa, Arthropoda, Arachnida, Mesostigmata, Phytoseiidae.